CACCAAUGGAACAGUGCUUGACUCGGUAGCCUCCCCUGCCGCCAUAGUGUUUUGUUACGGGGUAAAGGCAUUCAUGACUCUGGCGGGUUCCUUUGACGCUCUGACAGAACGGAGCCGUCUCCAAGAGGCUGGUAGUGGCCCAGAAUGCGGCCAUAGUUGGUCGCCCCAGAUGGUUGCCCCAGGCCGAUGGUGAGACAGAGUUUUGGGGGUUAGCUCCAGUCCUGUUCAAGAUCGUCCUCAGAUCUAGGGCACUGUACCAUGUACACCUCCCGCACGACAAGAAAAAAGCACAGGUACCUGUUGCCAGCGGGUACAUGCCAGGGGGAACCGCUUCAUCUCCAUCUUUGGAGAUGGCGGAGAUGGGGAGGCUCAUCGGACGGCACCAAAGUACUCUGCCGUAGUCAGAUGACUGUCAAGCUUCUCCAAAGGCUCCGGCCAUUGGGUAAGACACUGUCCAGACUUGCCUGGUUGGGUAGAAUGGCUGCCUUAGACUCCAUCUCUCCAUCUCUCACCUCUUUCGGGUGGCCGGGAAGCCCUCGUGGUGAAUGGCUCCAUCCACCCCCGGAAUCUGAUCUCCAACUCAGAAUGGCGGCGACUUACACACUACCAGCGCGUGUCUCCGGCGCUCACCCGCACACUAUCUGCCGCCCUGCACAGCAGUCGUGGUCUCUGGGGAGGGUUUCGGCCAGUCUCUUGCUGCACAUUCCGCUAUACCUUGGUUCGUUUCAAGGGUCCGAUGCGAGAUGCACCUCGUGGCCCUCUCCAGUCUCGUCUUCAUUUCUCACAGUCCCCGUCCCCUGGGCGAUGGCUUGAUUGGAUGCGUACCCCGUGGCAACGUUCGACUUCCAUCCAGAUUGUUGAGGAUCCACAUCCCAUACGCCUUUGUCACAACCCCAUCUUCCCUUCAGCCC
Ilyonectria robusta is the source of this 911-nucleotide messenger RNA. RefSeq lists its product as uncharacterized. The transcript has a single exon. The coding region runs from base 259 to 813 and encodes 184 amino acids. NCBI's taxonomy places the organism in Eukaryota, Fungi, Ascomycota, Sordariomycetes, Hypocreales, Nectriaceae. The record is from RefSeq and is a predicted model, not a curated record.